AGCGGAGGUUCUCAGCUGGUAAGUCAAGCUGAAAAUUUUACAUUCAAGCUCACCAGCUCAUAACUCACAGAAAUAAGUCAUUUGUAGAUGCAUUCAGAAGCUUGACGCAGCAUUUGUUUGAUUUGUAUAUCAUAUCUGUUGAUAAAGUGGUAAUCAUUUCUCCGGCGUUUUUACUUGAACUUCAUUAUUGCAUGCUACUUAGCGCUGUAAUUGAAGAGGUGCACUCUCUAAUGAGCCACAGACAGUCUGCAGCCAGUCUCUGAUGGUUCACAACUGUUCUGAUAUCUCAUUAGCCUCUGAAACGCAUCAUUCAUACCCUGUUCCAGACGGCGCUCUUCUCUGAAGGUCAGUGUAGAGCCAAUACAGAGUAUCAGCAGAGCAGAGGUCAGGAGGAUAUAUUUAUACCCUGAUAGAUGUGAUUCUGGGUCAUUCCCAGAGUGUUUAAAAGAGAAGGCUGGUGGUCUGAUCUUCAGGUUUGCUGACUCACAACUCAUUUAUCUGUUUUUCAAGCAGAACUCACAGACAUUCCCAGAUGAUGGAGUCAGCUGAAGCUGUAACAGCCCAUGUGGACAGCAAGAGAAGUGUGACUAUUGAAAUCACUAAUAUUACCGGCAACUACUGCCUCUUCAACCCCAAGUAAGCCUGACUCUGCUGUAAAACUAUUUGUUCAGGCUUGUUUGUUGCCUUUAACAAGCGCAGAUAACAUGAAUCUCUUCUUGUGCUAUUUAGGGUAUUCCUUGACAAUGGGGAGGUAUACAGCUGUCCUCAGCCAUCAGUGCGCCCCCAAAAGACAGAGGUCUGCACCUUCAGCAAAUCCAGCAGCAAAGCAACUGGGAGUGUUGGUGUACUGACUUAUGACCUCUUCGAGAUGUCGCGGAAUGACUACAUCGAGUCACUGGCCAUCAUGUUCUCUGUCCCCUGGGAUUACAACCUGUACAAGAAUUGGUUUGCAGUGGGCAUCUACAAGAAGGGUCGUGAGUGUGAUGAGGCUCUGUUUAAAGAAAUGUACUAUGAGAAGAAGCAGCAAGAACAUGGCUUUGUCAGGGAAGAAGCUACAGGGUCGAGUAUUAAUUAUGUGGGUAACUACCUAGAUGUCAAAGCCACCAUGGGGCCCCUGGCUAAUGCCACCAUGAAGGUGGAGCUGUGGGAUAAGCUUUUCACACCGGCAGGCCAGCAGCGUUACUAA
This is a messenger RNA of Xyrichtys novacula (pearly razorfish), 1186 nucleotides long. The record is from the annotation of a GenBank genome assembly. Lineage: Eukaryota; Metazoa; Chordata; Actinopteri; Labriformes; Labridae.